GAGGGAGAUCAAGAAAUGACAGAUGCUGUAUUGGAAGUAGUAUGUCCCGUAACCUUUGCACCGAUGAAAGGGGGAGGAAUACAAGCUCAAAUUACAGCUUUAGAUUGGAAAUGGUUAUCACAGUUGCGAUCUACAGUCAGUCAGUUUGGAGUGACCAGUGAACCAGUAAGACAGAUGAUUGAUUAUUUGUGGGGUACACAGAUUUUGUUGCCUGCAGAUUGUAGGAGUAUUAUGAAAUUGAUUCUUACUAAGCAUCAGCAGUUGUUGUUUAAUGCACACUGGCGAGCUUAUUGUCAAGAAAGUGUAAAUGUGCAAAGACAGGCAGGUGAUCCACUGCAUGGAUUAACUUUGGAAGAACUUAUGGGCUUAGGAGCAUAUAGUCAAGUGGAGGCACAAGCUAUUUUGGGACCAGACAAGUUGAGAGAAGGAAUGCGGUUGGCACGAGCUGCAUUUGAUCGGAUUAAGGAGCCAGGAGGUAUUCCAUCUUAUAUGGGUAUUAAACAGGGGCGAGAUGAGCCAUUUGGAGCAUUUAUUGAUAAAUCGGCUGCAGCUAUAGAGCGGGCAGGUGUUCCUGAAUAUAUGAGGGGAGCAUUGUUAAAACAAUGUGCCUUACAAAAUUGUAAUCCAGCAACUAAGUCAGUUUUAAAUUCCCUAAGUGCUAAUUGGACUAUUGAGGAGGCAUUAGAGAGAAUGUCUAAUAUACCAGUGGGGUCACAAGCAAUGUUAGUCCAAGCAAUUAAAGAACUAGGGCAAGGGUUAGAGAAGCAGGCUGCAUCUACUCAGAGUCAGGUUUUAGCAGCUCUUGCACCCCUACAAGUGGCUACAACUAACAAUGGCAGGAUUCCAGCCUCCCGAUUCAAAUGUUUUCGCUGUCACAACCUUGGACAUAUUCGGAAGGAAUGUACUGUACCAUCUGUUUGGUGCAAUCAGUGUCGGUCCAAUAUCCACACUGAUAAUGCCUGCCGCCGGAGAUCGGGAAACGGGAAGGUCAGCGCGAGAAGCCGCCGCGCCAGGACACAAAUAGCAGCUGCUAGAACAUCAGUGCAACUUCCCUCCAGCCUGCCACAGCAGGGAGCCUCGGUCUGGACCUGGCAGCCUCAGUGACUGUGGAUUUAUUGACAUCCCAGCCCUACAAGAUUCCCACGGGAAUUAUUGGACCAGUGAUAAUAAAUGGAAAAGCUAUGGGUGCAAUAGUGUUGGGGCGUUCAUCUGCUAGUCUAAUGGGACUGUUUAUUUUACCUGGAGUAAUUGAUGUGGACUAUUCUGGUGAAAUAUAUGUCAUGGCAUAUACACUGACACCACCAACUAGAAUUGAUAAAGGACAGCGAAUUGCACAAUUGGUGCCGCUGCCACAAUAUACCCAUCAAUUGACACCAUUGAAAAAUCAAUCACGGGGUAUGAGUGGAUUUGGUUCCAUAGGAGGACUUACAUUGCUUACCCUGGACUUAAACACUCGACCCAAGCGAACAGUUGUUCUCAAUUACAAUGGAGAAUCCCACCAAUUAGAAGGACUAUUGGAUACUGGGGCGGGCUCAAGUGUUGAUCCACGAUAUUGGCCUCAGGAAUGGCCUUUGUUGCCUAGUAUGGUGACUGUUACAGGGGUGGGAGGUUUAACUUUGGUGAAAAGGUCUCCACAAAUCCAGGUUCAAUUAGAUGGGAAGGUUAUCAGUUCUGUUUUGUCAAUUGUUCCAUUACCAGACAAGGUUCAAUGUCUAAUUGGACGAGAUAUUUUGUCACAACUUGGUGUUAUUUUGACCAAUGAGCACCCUUUAGAAGAGAGGCCAUUGUUUGGACUUUCCCACUCCCACUUAAAUGGAUAAUUCAGGAACCAGUAUGGGUUGAACAGUGGUCUUUAAAAAGGGAAAGUCUGCAACAAGCUCAUCAAUUAGUGCUGGAGCAAUAUCAACAAGGACAUUUAAAGUUGUCCACAAGUCCUUGGAAUACUCCUAUUUUUGUUAUUAAAAAGAAAUCUGGGAAAUAUCGAUUGCUGCAUGAUUUACAUGCAAUAAAUGAACAAAUGGAGCCAACGGGGGUGCUACGACCUGGUUUGCCCAAUCCUGCAAUGUUACCAAAAGAUUGGCCCUUGCUAAUAAUUGAUUUAAAGGACUGUUUUUUCACUGUCUCACUGCAUGAACAGGAUACUUGCAGAUUUGCUUUUACCUUGCCUUCAUUAAAUCGAGAAGAACCAGACAAGAGAUUUGAAUGGACAGUUUUACCACAGGGUAUGCAUAAUUCUCCUACCUUGUGUCAGCUUUAUGUUGAUAAUGCUUUGCAGCCACUACGUGCUCGAUGGCCUACAACUAUAAUUUAUUAUUUAUCACUAUAUGGAUGAUAUUCUUUUUGCUUAUGGAUGAUAACCUUUUGCAGAUAAAUAAGUUAAAGACAUUCAAACACAACUACUUCAGAAUGGACUGGUUGUUGCACCUGAGAAAAUACAGCAGUCAUCCCCAUGUAAAUGAGUGGACUUCUACUGAGCAGUAUGUUGCCCCUCAGAAACUGUCAUUGAACAUGUCACUUCAUACUGUUCAUGAUGCUCAGCGAUUGCUAGGAGAUUUACAAUGGUUUAAACCUGUUGUAGGUAUUCCUAAUGAACUUUUACAAUCCUUACGACGUUUGUUAAAGGGUACUGAUCCUACAGCACCUAUACAGGUCACCAGUGAACAACAAGAAGCUCUCAAUAAAAUAAUGGACUGUAUCCAGACAGGUGUUGUUCAUAGGCGAGAUCCAGACUUGGACAUUAAUCUUACUGUAUGGUUUGGCCCUCAAUAUCUUAUCGGUGCCUUAACGCAGCAACAAAAGAAAACGGGGGAGAUAUGGGUAUUAGAGUGGUUGUUGCCACCACUACAACAGAGACAUACCUUAAUUCAAAAAAUUGAAAUUUUAGCAAAUUUGAUAAAACAAGGGAGGAAGCGAUUGUGGCAAAUUGUGGGUGCAGAUCCAGCUGAAAUUCAGAUACCAAUAAAAAAGGACACUUUAGAUUGGUAUUUAAUUCACAGCUCCACACUGCAAGAAGCAUUGCUUGACAACAGCAGUGUGGUCAGUACUGAGGAAGUGCCUCGAAUACCACUAUGAUGGAUAGGCCAGCAGAACUGGAUUGAAAAGCCCAAACGAUCAUUUGUGCCGUUACCAGGGGCAUCACCGGUGUUUACUGAUGCUGGAAAAAAAUCUCGCACAGCUGCUGCUACAUGGCAAAAUUCAGAAGGACAAUGGAAUCAUCACAUUAUUCCAGCUCAAAAGGAGGAUACAUUACAAACUCUGGAAUUAGUCGCUGUUGUUUGGGUUUCAGUGCAGUUUAAGGGUCCUGUUAAUGUGGUAACUGAUUCUUUAUAUGUUGGAGGAGUGAGUGAACGUAUUGAAAAUGCAGACAUUAAGGAAGUAAAAAACCCUCAUUUAUAUGAACUGUUUUUGUGGCUUCAAAGAGCAGUAAAGUUGAGAGCUGCUGCCUUUGCUAUUAUCCAUAUUUGUAGCCACAAAUGGGAUGCGGGUCUAGGAGAAAGAAAUGCUAAGGCAUUCUUUUCUGAUUGGUUUAUAAAGAUCCAAAAACAGGUCUGUGGGGAAGUCCUAGCAAGGUACUCUAUUGAGGACGUGGUUAUCUUUGUGUGUCUACCCCCAAAUGGCUUGUCUGGGUGCCGAGCUGAUGGACUAAACCUGCUGAUCCCAGUGAUUCACCUUCAGCUGAUCCAGAAAAUUUAGCAGAUACUUCUCGCUCUCUGUCAUCAACAUAGAGAUGGGAUCUGAUGAACAUACAUGAAAAUUUUGUGUACAAUACCAAAUUGUGAAUGUUAUCCUUUCGUAUGUUACAUUUGUAAAGUGUGUAAGGAAAAGUGGUGGAUACAUUCUUAGUAGGGUCGAUCCCCAAGAGGGAUUUGUACAGAGUGUUACAACUUUGAAAGAAAUUUGACUGAGAUUGCAUUACAGGAAGGUGUGCAAACAGGACAAUUUGAAAAGGGAUCUGAUAGAUGGUGGGAGAUUUUUGCUUUUGGGAUAAAUCCAGAAAAUUAUUGUUAUCAUCCUAAUACCCCUUUACGUUUAUUAUUGAAAUAACCACAAUACGUUGUCGUAAGACACUUACACAAGUCAGGUGUGAUAUCCCAGGGGUAAAAAAUAAAAAUUGGGAGCAAUUCUUAAAACGGCAGUCUCGAGAGAAAGGGUCUUUCCCUGAAAGUUAUCCCUGCUGCCUAGAAGAUGAAACACCCCGUGGUUCGAAGCAACCGAAUCGAUGGGCGAGGCAGAGGGGUAAAAGAAAAGGGAAGCAAGAUCUCACAUGGGAUCCAGCCAAGAUGCUGGCUGAACUGCCACAAUCCUUUUAAAGUCCUUAAAGAAUUACCUCUGAUCAGGUUGUUGUUGUGGUUUACCAUGAUAAUGGGAAAUUAAGGGUUUUUGAUUGACAUGGAUGAGAGACAAAAUACGUGGGUAACGUGGGAUAAUCAAACUGGACAGGAUAAUUUUUGCCUUUCAAUGGCUACCCCUUCAGAUCCUUUUUGAACUUGUUUAGUGGGCGCACCUUUGGAUGAUUCAUUCAAUGCCAUAAUGUUU
This is a messenger RNA of Cyanistes caeruleus (blue tit), 4536 nucleotides long. The record is from RefSeq and is a predicted model, not a curated record. NCBI's taxonomy places the organism in Eukaryota, Metazoa, Chordata, Aves, Passeriformes, Paridae.